This is a messenger RNA of Nomascus leucogenys (northern white-cheeked gibbon), 2155 nucleotides long. RefSeq names its product transmembrane protein adipocyte associated 1 (gene TPRA1). Gene Ontology annotation, molecular function: G protein-coupled receptor activity. Gene Ontology annotation, cellular component: plasma membrane. Bases 581 to 1705 code for a protein of 374 amino acids. The record is from RefSeq and is a predicted model, not a curated record. NCBI's taxonomy places the organism in Eukaryota, Metazoa, Chordata, Mammalia, Primates, Hylobatidae. The transcript is spliced from 9 exons. Gene Ontology annotation, biological process: G protein-coupled receptor signaling pathway.
UGAAUUACCACACAGUGAACACACCUGUGUACCCACCACCUGGAUCUGACACCCAGAAGCUGGCAGGCCUCCCCCAAUUACCAUGCUCUUCAUCUCUCCAAAGGUUCCCUGUCUGCAUUUCUCCACAGAUCGUACGCUUGUUGGCCCUUGUGCCUGGCUUCACGCUAUAUCACUUCUGAGAGUCAUUCAUGUUGCCUGUAGCAGUGGGUCAUUCUUUUUAUGCUGCGCAGUGUCAACUGUAGGAACCUGCCACCAUUUAUGCCCAUGCUGUGGGGCUGCUCCCCGCCUGGGGCUGUCAUCCACGGCCUUUACAAGCAUUCCUGGUGAAGCGGAGUCACAGGCAUCUGGCCCAAUCUGUUCAAAUCAUUCUAAAUGUUGGCAUCUGUUAUGUUCUGGUGCCCCAGGCCACAUCUGGAUCACCCCGAACACCUGUUGCUGUCCCCUGAGAGUCCUUUAGCUUAGAAGUCUUGGUUUUCCGACCAGACCCUCAGUCCCCCAACCCCAGAGUGGUUCCCAGGAUCCCAGACCACCAGCUCUCCUAUCUUCCAGGCUAGACUCGACCUCUUGUGCUCAGAGUGUCAUGUGGGCCCCUGGCCUGUGGGCCCACCCUGUCCGUGGCUUCAUCCUGCAGCCUGGCCAUUGCAGACACACUUGCUCUGCCCCUCUGUGGUACAGCCUCUUCCCCCAUGGCCAUCUCCACUUGGAGACCUCCUGUGCAUCUCCCAGGGCUGGCUGCUGGCGGGAUGGACACGCUGGAGGAGGCGACUUGGGCCAAUGGGAGCACAGCGCUACCCCCACCCCUGGCACCAAACAUCAGUGUGCCUCAUCGCUGCCUGCUGCUGCUCUACGAAGACAUUGGCACCUCCAGGGUCCGGUACUGGGACCUCUUGCUGCUCAUCCCCAAUGUGCUCUUCCUCAUCUUCCUGCUCUGGAAGCUUCCAUCUGCUCGGGCGAAGAUCCGCAUCACCUCCAGCCCCAUUUUUAUCACCUUCUACAUCCUGGCCACCUGGAGAGCAAGUCCAGCAUCAAGCGGGUGCUGGCCAUCACCACAGUGCUGUCCCUGGCCUACUCUGUCACCCAGGGGACCCUGGAGAUCCUGUACCCUGAUGCCCAUCUCUCAGCUGAGGACUUUAAUAUCUAUGGCCAUGGGGGCCGCCAGUUCUGGCUGGUCAGCUCCUGCUUCUUCUUCCUGGUCUACUCUCUGGUGGUCGUCCUUCCCAAGACCCCGCUGAAGGAGCGCAUCUCCCUGCCUUCUCGGAGGAGCUUCUACGUGUAUGCGGGCAUCCUGGCACUGCUCAACCUACUGCAGGGGCUGGGGAGUGUGCUGCUGUGCUUCGACAUCAUUGAGGGGCUCUGCUGUGUAGAUGCCACAACCUUCCUGUACUUCAGCUUCUUCGCUCCGCUCAUCUACGUGGCUUUCCUCCGGGGCUUCUUCGGCUCGGAGCCCAAGAUCCUCUUCUCCUACAAAUGCCAAGUGGACGAGACAGAGGAGCCAGAUGUACACCUACCCCAGCCCUACGCUGUGGCCCGGCGGGAGGGCCUGGAGGCUGCAGGGGCUGCUGGGGCCUCAGCUGCCAGCUACUCGAGCACGCAGUUUGACUCUGCUGGGGGGGUGGCCUACCUGGAUGACAUCGCUUCUAUGCCCUGCCACACUGGCAGCAUCAACAGCACAGACAGCGAGCGCUGGAAGGCCAUCAAUGCCUGAGAGCGGCUGCCAGGGCCUGUGGAGGACAGGCCAGAGAGGAGGCCAGCGGGCCCAGAGUUCCCGGGGGAGGAGGACCAAGUCAAGGGACCUUCUGCGGGCGAAAGCCUUGUGUGGCCCUGUUCCCACCGUGAGUCUGGAGGCCCCACCUCCCUGGGGCUCCCAAUCCCCUUCGCCAUCUCUGCUGUCACUGGGGACCCUCCUCCCCUUCCCACCUGUUCUCAUACUGCUCAGUGACAUGGCUCAGGCUUUCCUUCCAGGGCCAUGCUUGGCAAGGUUGGCUGAGGGCACCCUCCUUCUCUGCACCCUUGGCACGAGGGCAGGGCUGGCUCUCCCAAUGCCUCCAUGCCAUCCCCAUGGUGCUUUGGCCUCCUCAAAGCAUCCACCAUGGUGGAUGGACUGAAGUGUGUAUAUUUUCUUGAUCUAUUUUUUAAUAAAAAGAAAGGAGCAGAA